Messenger RNA from Clonostachys rhizophaga, 1062 nucleotides. Lineage: Eukaryota; Fungi; Ascomycota; Sordariomycetes; Hypocreales; Bionectriaceae. The record is from the annotation of a GenBank genome assembly.
AUGUGGGCUCGAGACAGCAUCCAGCCGGCGAUGAUCGUCUUCUUAGCCGUCAAUACGCUCUGCGUAGGCUUAAGAGUGUACGUGCGGACGAUGAUUAGCAAGUCCUUCGGAUACGACGACUAUGCCAUGGUCUUGGCUCAUGCUGGGUUUAUCAUUCUCUGCACCUGCACCUUUAUAUCAGUCAAGGCUGGAUAUGGAGAUGAUUCACCCAACCCAGACUAUGAUGUUGUGACCGCCGUCAAGUUCUUCGUUAUUUCGACCAUCGAAUACGUGAUUCUCGUGUUUGUUGCCAAAGUCAGCGUGGCGCUCGUGCUUUAUCGUCUCGCUAGCAGUAACAAUGUGAUUCGAAGAAUAUUGGAAGCGUCGGUCGGUAUCAUGGCGGUAUGGACAACAGUAACGAGCGUAAUGGUUGGACUGCAGUGCCGGCCUUUAUCCCUUGCUUGGGGAGUGGGUGAAGGGACUUGUAUGUCGGCCAAGACGUUGGGAAAUGUCGGAUAUGCCAUUUCGUCCAUGGACAUCGCGUCUAGCUUUCUUUACGCUGUUAGUACAAUGGUGUUUCUUGCUCUCGGGAGUCGUCAGAUGAUGUUAACAAUUACCUUUGCAGAUUAUUCCAGUCUUCCUACUACGAGGCGUUCAGCUAAGCCCAAAGAUGAAGGCAUCGGUAAUAUUCCUUCUCGGAAUGGGAGUAGUGUGACUAGGAGCUCCAUUGCAACCGUCCUGCGGCUGAAAUAUCUGCUCGACGUCGCCAACAUGAAGUCCCCAACUGGUGUCGAAGCUGCCAACGCUUACCUUGUAACAUUUGUUUUUUCGAUCACUGAGCUGGGACUUACCAUCUUCACUGCCUCCCUUGCCGCGUUGCGACCUCUGCUGAAGUUCAUUCCAUGGGGUUCGAUCGGGUCGCAGGGUCGUUCUUAUAAAAAGAGCGCCAAUUCACGGAUUGAAAUGGGCCCGAACAUCAAGCUUAGUGAUAUCCAGGACACACAACAAAACACAAGCGAGGAGCACAUCGUUCCUCAGGACAAGUUCGCCAAGGGCCCAAAAUACACUGUCACCGACGUUGAG